Zasmidium cellare ATCC 36951 is the source of this 2994-nucleotide messenger RNA. RefSeq names its product glycoside hydrolase family 3 protein. NCBI's taxonomy places the organism in Eukaryota, Fungi, Ascomycota, Dothideomycetes, Mycosphaerellales, Mycosphaerellaceae. Gene Ontology annotation, molecular function: beta-glucosidase activity. The record is from RefSeq and is a predicted model, not a curated record. Bases 1 to 2994 code for a protein of 997 amino acids. Gene Ontology annotation, biological process: glucan catabolic process. The transcript has a single exon.
AUGCCGCUCAAACCGCCCGAGAGCUACGAGCUCGACCAGCCCUUCCUCGAGCGCAAAUCCCUAGACGAAGACGAUGACGGCGACCUUUCCGAUGUUGAUGAGUUUGAUCCUUUGAAGAAUAGCAAGAGGCCGUAUACCGAUGAUGCGGAGCAGCCGCUGAAGAGUGUGUUUGACUCGGAUAAGAGUGAGGGAGGAUUGGCGUGGUCGGAUUCAAGACGGAGGAGGGGUGGAUGGCAGCAGUGGCUCGUUCCCAGCAAGUUUUGCUGUGCGCUUAUGCUGUUGUUUGUGGCAACAUUGGUGCUGUUGCUGAGUGCUGGUGGGAUCUGGGUGUACAAGUCCGCGGGUGUACCUGAGGAUGGGGAGUCGGAUGCAUGGUAUCCUUCGCCGAAAGGCGGGGUGACAGAGAGGUGGAAGGACAGCUAUUCGAAGGCGAAGGAGAUGGUGGGAAAGAUGACGCUGGUGGAGAAGGUCAACGUUACGUCGGGAACCGGUUGGAUGAUGGGGCCUUGUGUGGGUAAUACAGGACCUGUGGAUAGGCUUGGAUUUCCAAGCCUCUGUCUUCAGGACGGCCCUCUUGGCUUGAGGUUCGUGGAUAAUGCGUCUGCGUUCCCUGCUGGUGUGACUGUGGGAGCGACUUGGAACAAGGACCUGAUGUAUCAGCGAGGCAAGGCGCACGGCUUCGAGGCGAAGUUGAAGGGCAUCAAUGUCAUCCUGGGCCCUUCAAUGGGUCCGCUUGGGCGCCUGCCCGCUGGUGGAAGAAACUGGGAAGGCUUCGGCGCCGAUCCAGUAUUACAAGGCAUUGCGUCGGCCGAGACGAUUCGCGGCAUUCAAGAGUCUGGCGUCAUGGCUACAGCGAAGCAUUUAGUUGGCAACGAGCAAGAGCACUUCCGACAGUCUUGGGAGUGGGGUCUGCCAAACGCCAUCUCAUCCAACAUCGACGACCGAUCAUUGCAUGAACUAUACGUCUGGCCAUUCGCAGAUUCGGUGCGAGCUGGUGUGGCGUCGGUGAUGUGCUCUUACAACCAAGUCAACAACUCGUAUGCUUGCCAGAACAGCAAGCUCAUGAACGGCAUUCUGAAGGACGAGAUGGGCUUUCAGGGCUUUAUUCAAAGCGAUUGGCUUGCGCAGAGAUCAGGUGUCGCAAGUGCUCUUGCAGGUCUCGACAUGACCAUGCCGGGCGAUGGACUCAAAUGGCAAGAUGGCAAGACUCUGUGGGGCGGUGAACUUACCAAGGCCGUCCUGAAUGGCUCGGUUCCUGUUGAUCGCUUGAAUGAUGCCGUCUUGCGGAUUGUGGCAGCUUGGUAUCAGCUUGGACAAGACGACACCGAGGUCUGGCCCAAGCGCAUCGAGAGCAGCUCGGCGACAUUCAGCAGCUGGACUGACGAGGAAGAAGGCAAGCUACAUCCCGGUUCCCCUGGUGACGAAGAGACCGCCGUGGUCAAUCAGUUUGUCCCGGUUCGUCAGACUGAUGAGGGUGGCGACCACGAUGAGCUGGGCCGAAAGAUUGCCACUGAGGGCAUCGUUCUAGUCAAGAACGAUGACAAUGUGCUACCGAUCAAGCCAGAUGGCUCCAACAUCCACAGCACGAGAUACGGCAAGUCGUUCGGCGAGUCCAUCAAGAUCGGUAUCUUCGGCGAAGACGCCUUCUCCAAUCCGAGAGGACCCAACGCAUGCGAAGAUCGAGCUUGCAACGAGUAUACGCUUGGUGUGGGCUGGGGCUCGGGUGCUUCUCAGUUCCCGUACCUCAUAUCGCCUUUCGACGCUCUCAAUGCGACUUUCAAUCAUUCAUCAGUCAAGGUCACCACCCAUGACCGACAAGCUCCGAAACAUGCUGGUGGUAUUGCUGAGAACCAGGACCUCUGCAUUGUAUUUGCCACCUCUGACGCAGGCGAGGGAUAUAAGAGCUGGGGCCCCGUCAAAGGCGAUCGACCGAAUCUACUGACGCAGAAGCAUGGCGAUACUCUCAUUACUGAGGUUGCGAAGAAGUGCGGCAAUGCGUACCAGAGUACCACGGCUGCGGCGAACACGAUCGUUGUGCUGCAUACUGUUGGACCUGUCGUCCUGGAGCAGUGGAUCGACUUGCCUGGAGUGAAAGCCGUACUUAUUGCGCACUUGCCAGGACAGGAGUCUGGCAAUGCUCUGGCAGAUGUCAUGUUCGGCAAAGUCAGUCCCUCGGGUCAUUUGCCAUACACGAUCGCGAAAGAUGAGGACGACUACGGCCCAGACAGCAAGAUCUUGACCAUGCCCAAGAACCUCGUACCUCAGCAGAACUUCACCGAAGGCUUGUAUAUCGACUACCGCUAUUUCGACAAGCACAACAUCACUCCACGGUACGAGUUCGGUUACGGCCUCUCAUACACCGAAUUCCACCUUUCGUCUGUCGUGGUCGAAACGCACCCAGCGAGAGGUGACAUCCCAGCUACUCGGCCUUCACUACUUUCGCCACCAUCUCUUGACGACUCGAUACCAGCUGCCUCGAGCGCUGUCUGGCCUGAUGGCUUCAAGCCUCUGAAGAAAUUCAUCUAUCCCUACAUCGACUCUGCUUCGGAAGGCAGCCCCAACGGCAAGCCUGAAUUACCCUACGAUCCCGAGAAGCCGCAUUCACUCUCCCCAGCCGGCGGCGGCGAAGGCGGAAACCCAGAUCUCUACACUUCCGUAGCAACAGUCCGUGCAACACUCACCAACCUCGGCAAGGUCGCCGGCUCAAGCGUUGUGCAGCUGUACAUCUCAUACCCUCCGAAAGUCAAGGACUCCACCGGCGCUAUCGUGGACACGCCCGUCAAAGUGCUGCGCGGGUUCGAGAAAGUCGCCGUCGGCAUCGAGAACGAGAGCAAGCGACAGCCGGUGCAGUUCAAUCUGACGAGGAGGGACUUGAGCUAUUGGGAUGUGAAGCGACAGAACUGGGUGAUGCCUCGGGGUGACUUCACUGUCCAUCUGGGUUUCAGCAGUCGGGACUUGCCGGAGAAGGUUACUCUGAAUCCUUUUGGGAUUUGA